This is a messenger RNA of Racocetra fulgida, 544 nucleotides long. NCBI's taxonomy places the organism in Eukaryota, Fungi, Glomeromycota, Glomeromycetes, Diversisporales, Gigasporaceae. The record is from the annotation of a GenBank genome assembly.
AUGCUCUACCGUUUUCGCGAGGCCCAGGCCAUUCAACUUGGUUUAGUAAAACCAAAAGAACGACGGCCUUAUCUUGCAUCUGAUUGUAAUAGCCUAAAAGAUGCGGAAAAAUGGCGUCAACAGAUAAUUAGGGAAAUUUCAAGAAAAGUUUCAAAAAUUCAGGACGCUGGUCUUUCGGAUUAUCAAAUUCGAGAUCUGAAUGAUGAAAUUAAUAAAUUAAUGAGAGAAAAGGGACAUUGGGAAGAUCAAAUCAAAAAACUUGGUGGUCCAGAUUAUAGAAGAGUUGGUCCAAAAAUGUUGGAUUAUGAAGGUAAAGAAGUCCCUGGUAACCGAGAUUUACCGGGCGUAAGAGAAUUAUUUGAGCAAGAAGCUCCUACACCACAAAAACGUACAAGAUCUGACCUAUAUAAGAAUGUUGAUGCUGACUAUUAUGGGUACAGAGACGAAGAAGAUGGAUUACUGCUCGAAUAUGAACGAGAACAGGAGCUUAAAAGUAACUCUUAUAUUACUGCAAUUUUACGGAAAAAAUUGACAAAUAAACUGA